Molecule: messenger RNA, 4136 nt
Organism: Vicugna pacos (alpaca)
Lineage: Eukaryota; Metazoa; Chordata; Mammalia; Artiodactyla; Camelidae
Source: RefSeq, a predicted model, not a curated record
GGGCUCUUCCAGCCUGCAGGAGCUGUGCGCGGACAUCGGCCCCCAGGCGGCCACCGGGCAGAGCGUGUCGGGCCGGGCCCGGCCUCCCGCAGGGCUGAUAGAAGGGGCCCAAGUGGAGACGCGUGGGGACCUCGGCAGCAGAAGACCGGCCUCAGAAUUCAGCGACGCCAAGAGACUCAAAACCCCCGAGAAAAGGCUCAGGGCAAGGUUGGCCUCAGCUCAGAGGACCUUUGCCAAUUUUUUUGAGUCAAAAGUCUUAGAGAAAGAGAACACUGAUGAGUGUUCUCCAGGUUCUUUCAAGGACCAGAAGGAGAAGAGCUGGCUGCGCCAGAGUUCCUGGCGGGCAUUUCUGAAAAGCAAAGAUACGGAGGGCCCCAAAAGGCCCUCCUUCGUGAGUCUGGUUCCAGGACCAGAAGUCUUGAAUCCGCCCAGACCGUCCCCACUAGCGACCAGUAACCACUGUGAGGAGCAGGAGGACAAGGAGAGCUACGUUUUUAGAGAUCACUGGACACCCCCACAAUCCCCCCUACCUUUGCCCUCCAGCGAUUUGGUCUCGUCAGACAACAGGAGAAAAAGUGAACCAACCAUCAAAUGUACAAGCCCCCGGGAAAGUGGUAAAUACCUGCCUGCGGGUAUCUUUCCUGAAAAGUCUUGGUCUUUGGCACCAACCAGACCUCCUUGGCAACCGACUGCGAUCAACCACGCCCUCCCCUCCAGCUCUGCCUGUUGCCUGGCCUAUGGAAGCCAAGGGGUACCCUCUAAGCCCCUAAGCCCCAAGCCCCAGAGCCCCAGGCCCGGUGCUCAGCAGAUGGAUUUCUCCUACCCUGGCAGGGGCAGGGCCAUCUCCGUGGUUUUUCUUGGAAGCUACAACCAUGUGGAUAGCAGCUCAGAGACCCCUGGAAGCCCCAGGACCUCCAAGUCCCGGACAAGCCUCCUCCUUUCUCUGCAGGCACUAGACCAGAAGGAAGAGAGGGAAAAAAGAGGCCAGCAUCUCUGUGGCCCCAGCACAGCACCCUCACUCAGGGACCUUCUGGGGAGUGAGGACCACAUGCCGGGGGAAAAACAGCCAGGCAAGACACCCCGUUGCUCCCACAACCAGAAAGCUUCUCACAUGGAGCCAGCUCCGAGGCUGCUCUCGCCCCCUGGGAUGGGGACUUGGACUCUCCCCUUCGUCUCUGCAGAGGACGUCCCCGGAGAGACUCCUUCACCACCCCGGAGCCUCCUUCAGCACUCACACGUCAGUUUAGAUGACCUGUGGCUGGAGAAGACGCAGAGGAGGAGGUUGAAGAAGCAGGCGCAGGUCGAAAGGAAGAUGCACGCACAUAACGACGGAGUCCAAUGUUGGAGGAAGAUGACCAUUACCUCUCCAGAGUCUUUGAAUCUCCCUAGAAGAAGCCACGCAUUCUCCCAGAGCGCCCCGACAGGACUGGACCGCGUGGGCUGGCCAGAGCACCCACCUGACGUUGCCCUCCCCGAUGGAGCUCUGGACCCGGCCCUCCGUGUGGACGAGGCGGGCAGUGAGGAGGACCUGUACGAGGACGUGCACAGCUCCAGCCACCACUACAGCCACCCUGGAGGGGGCGGCGAGCAGCUGGCCAUCAAUGAGCUCAUCAGUGAUGGAAGCGUGGUCUGUGCCGAAGCACUCUGGGACCAUGUCACCAUGGAUGACCAGGAACUGGGCUUCAAAGCUGGGGAUGUCAUCGAAGUAAUGGAUGCCACCAACAGAGAGUGGUGGUGGGGCCGCGUCGCCGACGGCGAGGGCUGGUUUCCAGCGAGCUUCGUGCGGCUGCGGGUGAACCAGGACGAGCCUGCGGACGACGAGGAGCUGGGGACCGGGCACGGCGGGGCCGGGGACGGCGGGGCUGAAGCGCAGAGCAGCAAGGACCAGAUGCGGACCAACGUCAUCAACGAGAUCCUCAGCACGGAGCGGGACUACAUCAAGCACCUGCGCGACAUCUGCGAGGGCUACAUCCGGCAGUGUCGCAAGCGCGCCGACAUGUUCAGCGAGGAGCAGCUGCGCACCAUCUUUGGGAACAUCGAGGACAUCUACCGGUGCCAGAAGGCGUUCGUCAAGGCGCUGGAGCAGAAGUUCAACCGGGAGCGACCGCACCUGAGCGAGCUGGGCGCCUGCUUCCUGGAGCACCAAGCGGACUUCCAGAUCUACUCCGAGUACUGCAACAACCACCCCAACGCCUGCGUGGAGCUGUCUCGGCUCGCCAAGCUCAGCAAGUACGUGUACUUCUUCGAGGCCUGCCGGCUGCUGCAGAAGAUGAUCGACAUCUCCCUGGACGGCUUCCUGCUGACGCCCGUGCAGAAGAUCUGCAAGUAUCCUCUGCAGUUGGCGGAGCUGCUCAAGUACACGCCCCCCCAGCACAGGGAUUUCAAGGACGUGGAAGCUGCCUUACAUGCCAUGAAGAACGUGGCCCAGCUCAUCAAUGAGCGGAAACGGAGACUGGAGAACAUCGACAAGAUCGCUCAGUGGCAGAGCUCUAUAGAGGACUGGGAGGGGGAAGAUCUCCUGGUCAGGAGCUCAGAACUCAUCCACUCCGGGGAGCUGACUCGUGUCACCCAGCCUCAAGCCAGGAGCCAGCAGAGGAUGUUUUUUCUCUUUGACCACCAGCUCAUCUACUGUAAGAAGGACCUCCUCCGCCGGGACGUGCUGUACUAUAAGGGCCGGGUGGACAUGGACGGCCUGGAGGUGGUGGACCUGGAGGACGGGAAGGACAAGGAGCUCCAUGUGAGCGUCAGGAACGCCUUCCGGCUGCGCUGCAGCCCCACAGGGGAGAGCCACCUGCUGUGCGCCAAGAAGCCCGAGCAGAAGCAGCGCUGGCUCAGGGCCUUCGCCAGGGAGCGGGAGCAGGUGCGGCUGGACCAGGAGACAGGCUUCUCCAUCACCCAGCUGCAGAGGAAGCAGGCCAUGCUGAACGCUAGCAAGCAGCAGGCCCUCGGGAAGCCCAAAGCCCUCGGCCGGCCCUACUACCUGACGCGCCAGAAGCACCCGGCCCUGCCCACCAGCCUGCCCCAGCAACAGGUCUUGGUGCUGGCAGAGCCCGCGGAAGCCCUCCACCUUCUGGCACAGCAUCAGCCGGCUGGCGCCCUUCCGCAAGUGAGCCCGCGCCCCCAACGGCACCGUCUGGACCUGCCCGGCCGGCGGGCCUCCAGCUCUUCUCGAGGCCCAUCGCACCCGGCCCUCCCUCCUCUGCGCAUUAUGCGAACUGGAAGUUAGCGGGGCUGAGCGUGGGAGGCGCUCAGUGCCCCUAUUCGGGGUUUCUCCCCCCACUACUGGGGCACUGAAGACCCGGCUGGAGAGGCAGGCCCCCAGCACGCGAACCUCCCAGCGCCCCCCCAGGCCUGUGGGGGCGUCUCGGGGGCCACAGCCCAGACCACCCACCAGGCCAGCGCGAGAAUGGCCGCUUUGGACAGCGAACCAUCCCUCCUGCUCCUGUUUCCUCUGGGCAGGAGACCGUCUCUGCCUUCAGCCACCUGCAAAGCCAGGCAGUGUGCCCUCCAACUCUCCGCGCAGGCCCCCAGCUAGUGGCCAGGCAGCCUGCGUCCCUGGCGGGUGGGAACCAGAAAUUCUGUGCACAACAUCGUCUGGCCCAGAAUCCGCCGGGUUUUGCCUCCCAGUCCCUCUCUAGACGCCCCUGGCUGCUGGACACCCUCUCUUCACUUGUGAUGUGUUUGUUUAUAGUGGAAAGAAAACAAAACCGUAGUCAGCUAAAUCCUGUCAGGGUUUGUGACCAGUCUACCUGUUGCUGUGGGAUGAUUCCAGAACCUGGUUCCAGUGUUUUUUUUUUUUGUUUGGACUCUUGUUUUCCUAAUGAUGGAGAAAAAGAAUUAGUGACACAGAAAGAUUGCCUUACCCUACGUGAGCGUGAGAAGCCAUAAGGACUGAGUUCUGUGGCCCAGCAUCCAGGACUGACCCAUCCGGAGGCUGGUGGGCCUGUGGGUGGAGGGAAGCCCACAUCCCACCGUGGAGGGGCACCUGGAGAGCGGCCGGGGCCUGGCUGGGGGUGCGGAGCGCAGAGCUGCCCCACGGCCCAAGGGAAUGAGCAGCAUGUACAGUCACUCUUGCACUAUACCUUCUCCAAGCCAGAAACCACAUUUAAUUUCAUAAAGAAACUUGUGAAAAAUAA